GUCUGCAGCUGCUGCCCAGAGAUUAGACGAAGCAGGUUAUGAGAACAUCGCAUGCAUAACAUCAGGUCUUCAAACUGUAAAACCUGGAACAUUUGAUUCUGUUGGUUCCAAAGAACUGCAAGAUGCUGGCAAAGCCGGUUUGGUUACCAUACAGGGCAAGAUUUCAGCUGUUCUAGGAACUGUGCUUAUCUGUGCAUUGCUAUUCAUAACUCUUUUCCCCGAUCAAGCAGAACAGAUUCUUGCAUUGGUUCCUUCAAGCUAACACCUAAACAACUCCAACUUUCUUUGUUUUUUUGGUGUCUCUAGUAUGUUGAGGGAUUUUGUUUUUUUUUAAGAAAAGUAGAGUGUGCUCAUUUGUGUAGAGAAAACUACUUGAUAUUGAAAUACCAGUAGUCAUCGAGCUUUUGUACAUUUCUCAUUUGACAAAUAUCUGAUUGGUAAACGGCAAAUUGCUUUUUCUUAUUUAGCAACUAAGAGCUAUUUCUUUUA
Nicotiana tabacum (common tobacco) is the source of this 489-nucleotide messenger RNA. Lineage: Eukaryota; Viridiplantae; Streptophyta; Magnoliopsida; Solanales; Solanaceae. The record is from RefSeq and is a predicted model, not a curated record.